Messenger RNA from Paramacrobiotus metropolitanus, 1544 nucleotides. RefSeq names its product trans-1,2-dihydrobenzene-1,2-diol dehydrogenase-like. Gene Ontology annotation, molecular function: nucleotide binding. Bases 151 to 1329 code for a protein of 392 amino acids. The transcript has 6 exons. The record is from RefSeq and is a predicted model, not a curated record. Lineage: Eukaryota; Metazoa; Tardigrada; Eutardigrada; Parachela; Macrobiotidae.
GUCGUUGUUCCAUGUCAUCUUUAAAAUUCCCGUGCGUAUGUUUUAGUUUUCUUACCCAUACAGCCUGCACACUUUCGUAAGGUAUUAAUUAAAAGUAUUAGGAAGUCAGUGUAAUCUUUUAUCGUCUGGGCUGAUUGCGAAGUAAUUAAAAUGCGUCUUCUCCCAUGCGUAGCUUUUUUCACAUUCGCGGCACUAUGUUCCACCGUCCACCCAACUACGGCAAAAAAUUAUACAGUGUUCGUAUCACCAUUGCGAUGGGGAUUUGUCGGAUGUGGUCGAAUAACCAACAAUUUCGCUGCUGCCGUGGAGAGUUUGCCGAGAUCUGAACACAUUCUGCAAGCUUUUGCUUCGAGAAAUGCGACCCGGGCGGAAGAAUACAAGGCACGUUUCGGUGCGUUCAAAGCUUAUGGAUCCUAUGAAGAACUGGCGAAAGAUCCAGAAGUUGAUGUCGUUUACAUUGGCACAAUAAAUCCGAAUCAUUUCGAAGUGGCUAACCUGCUGAUGGACCACGGCAAACAUGUCUUAUGCGAAAAACCACUGACCCUUAAAGCCGACGAGGCAGCAAAGCUAAUUCAAAGAAGCGAGCAGCUGAAGCUUUUCUUUCAAGAAGCCGUAUGGAGCCGGUUCUUUCCGGCUUAUCAGCGCCUUCGUCAGGAACUUCCAGGUCUCGGCGACAUCAAAACAGUGAUGGUCAACAAAGGUCAGACCAGUGGACGUUAUUCGCAGCGACUAUACCGGAAGGAACUGGGUGGAGGGGCGCUAAAAGACAUUGGUGGCUAUGCCAUCCAGUUUGCCAUCCAAGUGUUUGGAAACGAAAUGCCUGAAAAGAUUUCGGCCGUUGCACAGCUAAACAACGAAACAAUUGAUACGACUACAUCGUUGUUGAUCCAGUGGAAAAAUGGUGGAAUUGCGCAACUGGCAGUCAGUACGCUAGCGGAAAUGCCGAAUGAGGCAUUUGUUUUCGGUGCAAAUGGAACAAUCAAGAUUCCAAAUAGCUUUAUGCAACCGGAACAUUUCGAAUUAGAGAGGAAAUCCAAAACAUCCACCAACACCACGAAAGAAAAGUACCCGGUUCCGAAAGUCAAUCACCGGCUGACGUAUAGUGGCGGCGCUGCCGGCGGUACUGGCAUGGUAUACGAAGCGCAGGAAGUACGGCGCUGCAUGCAGGAAGGAUGGCUGGAAAGUCCGCAUAUGACGCACAAAGAUACACUUGCCAUUAUGAAUAUACAGGAAGCAGUGCUGAAACAGAUUGGCGUUAAUUAUGAUGACCUUUACAAGGAUGGCAGAUAUGUUGGAUCACUGCUUAAUUCUGUUUAUGAUGGGGUUUAACCUACAACGUUUCAAACUGUUAACUUGGCGGCAUAGUCGCUUCUUUCUCUGCAGCUUUUUUUAGUGAUAUUGAUUAGUAAGUUAACAAUCUCGUUUACCAAAGUGGGGAUUAUGGCAAAUCCACUAAAAAGGGCCUAUUUUCUCUGUAAGAAAAAAAAGCUUUUUCUGUAAUUUUCUCUGUAAAGAAUUGCAAAAAUCACAUUCCAAUAAAGCAU